Messenger RNA from Eubalaena glacialis (North Atlantic right whale), 1791 nucleotides. RefSeq names its product mucin-12-like. The transcript has 14 exons. The record is from RefSeq and is a predicted model, not a curated record. The coding region runs from base 1 to 1791 and encodes 596 amino acids. NCBI's taxonomy places the organism in Eukaryota, Metazoa, Chordata, Mammalia, Artiodactyla, Balaenidae.
AUGACUGCCAAAGAGGAGUCAACUUCUGGCUUUUCUCCUCCUCUGUCCUCCACUUCACCUGGCUCCACUGGUGCUCCAGUCCCUGGUUUCAACACCACUUCAACUCUGCGUCCCCCAUUCACUGGUGCACACACAGCUGUGAUGACAACCCACUCUCCAGCUCUGACACCAAGGCAGUGCUACAAUGGGGCCACUUGGAACGGAGAAGAAUGUGCCUGUACCCAAGGCUACUUUGGUUACCAGUGUCAAUCCCCCUUGGAAUACUUCUUCAUAGAAACCCCGAAAAAAAUCAAUGCCACUGUAGAACUGAGAGUGAAAGUAACUAACAGAAAUUUCACAAAAGACCUAAAUAACAUAUCCUCCCAUACAUACCAGAAUUUUGUUCAACUAUUCAAGAGUCAGAUGGAUAAAUCUUACGGGAGCAAAGACUUUCCACAAUACAGAGGCGUGAUCAUUAGGAAACUACUCAAUGGCAGCGUCAUGGUGGAACAUGAAGUCGUCAUGGAGGCAGACUUCACUUCAGAGUUUCAGGAGCUGUUUGCAAACCUCACUAAGAUCAUAAAGGCCAAGGUUAUGAAUGAGACCGGAAAGCUACCCAGUAAUUCUGAAGCGUGCAAAAACAUCUCACUCCUGUGCUACAGUGAGGAGGACACCUUCGUGAAUGAGACCGUGAAGCUCGGCUUUGACCUGCAAGAGCGAUGCACUCAGAAUGCUGCGAAGGAAUUCGCCCAAUUCUACUAUGUGGAUGAUCUGAAUGCGAAGCUGGCCUGUGUGACCAAGUGCACCCCGGGGGCGAAGUCGCAAAUGAACUGUCACCACGGCAGGUGCCAGCUUCAACAAAGUGGCCCCCAUUGCCUGUGCCUGAACUCGGACACGCACUGGCACUGGGGAGAAAGCUGUGAAUUUAGCACCAGCAAGAGCAUGGUGUAUGGGAUCGUAGGGGCCGUGGUGGUGCUACUGGUGGUCUCGGUGGUGGUUCUGGCCAUCUUACUCAGCCAAUCCCAGAGAAAAGUGCACUGGCAAGAGUACAACCUGUCUCGAGACUGGCAAGAAGAAGAUGUCCCUGGCAAUUUCCAGAGCACAGGCGUCUGGGAAGGUCAGAAUCUGCAGGGGGACACGUUUGGCCUUGAAAAUGUCUACAGACACUUCCAGCCUUCCCUGCAGAACGUGGACCCCACCACAGAGCUCCACAUUCAGAGGCCCACGGUGGUGACAACUGCUCACUCCCACCCCCACAUGGUGAAUGACGCCCGCCCACCCACUGCCCUCACAGCCCCAGCCCUGCCAUCUCCUGGACCUGCCCACGCCCAGGGAGGGCUGUGUCUUGGGGCCACAGUUGGGGGUACCCUCAGCCACCUGCCCCUCGCCUACUCCUCUCCCUUCCCCCAUCUCAGUGAGGACAGGGCUGUCUGGGAUGGAGGAAGGUAUGUAUCCCAGGAUGACCCCCAGUGCCAGCAGCUAUGGAAGAGCUAUGAAGUGAGGUACUGCAGCCCUGGAGCCGUGGAGGCUGUCCUGGCCCCGGAGCCCUGGAGCCCUGCUGGCGGGGGCUGUGCCCUGCUGGUGGAGGAGGCCCCCGAGGAAGAGCUCCAGGCAGGGCAGGGAGGAAGGCGGGGCCUGCGGCCGUACAAGUCGGUGUCCCGGGCCUGGGACGGAAGUUGCAGAAGUACAAUUAGUUUCAGUUUUGUUUCUCUUUCAGGAGCCCAGCAACAGCAGCGCCAGGGCCUCGGGGGGCCCGCACUCCGGGUCCUGGAGCCCCGGCUAGGUAAGGAGAGGGGCUUGGAGGGCGGUUGA